Eruca vesicaria subsp. sativa (arugula) is the source of this 1182-nucleotide messenger RNA. The record is from the annotation of a GenBank genome assembly. NCBI's taxonomy places the organism in Eukaryota, Viridiplantae, Streptophyta, Magnoliopsida, Brassicales, Brassicaceae.
AUGUAUUUAUUCAUCAAGCACGUAUUCACAUUCAAUGUUUCUUAUUCCUCUUCUUCUAGGCGGUGUAUCACAUCUAUAAAAAGGUACCGUGAUGUAGAUGGGGAGCCCUUGGUGGACUUGGAUGAUGACUUCGGAGAUAACUUAGCUGAUGAUAUGGGAAACUGGGACGGUGAAGGUUCACAAACGCCUCUUUACGACAACGAUAAAGUCAAACCAAGGAAAAGGUUGGUGAAGAAAGCUUCUAGCGAAAGGCAGAUAAUCAAUAUUCCUGAGUUGAUUGAUGAGGAUGUAGAGGAUGCGGAGUUUGAUGAGUUCAUGGGAGGUAGAGGUGGUGUUACAGAGUAUGAUGAUAAGGUUGGUAGGAAGAGGAAGAAGAAGAAAGAGAGAAGUCGUGGGAAGGAGAAGAGGCAUAAGCUCCCAAGCUGCGGUGAGAGGAAAUCUGAAGAGAUUGAUGAGAUGUGGAAAUCUAUUGCUGAUAACCCUAAGAAUGAUGAAGGUGUUAGGACUAUGGAUGACGAUAAUUUCAUUGAUGAUACUGGUGUGGAUCCUUCUGAGAGGUAUGGAGGUGAUGCUGGAGACCGCUCUCCAACUCAUUAUCCUCAGGCAGAGGAGGGUGAGGAUGAUGAUGAGGUUAAUAACCUUUUCAAAAUGGGAAAGAAAAAGAAGAAAACUGAAAGAAAUCCUGCGGAAAUCGCUCUCUUGGUUGAGAAUGUGAUGGCUGAGCUUGAGGUCACUGCUGAGGAAGAUGCAGAGCUUAAUCGACAGGGAAAGCCUGCUAUCAACAAGCUUAAGAUACUUUCCCUUCUGACCAAUGUACUUGGAAAGAAGCAGCUUCAAACAGAAUUCUUGGACCAUGGAAUUCUAACUCUGCUGAAGAAUUGGCUUGAGCCUCUUCCUGACGGAAGCUUGCCAAAUAUAAACAUUCGUGCAGCUAUUCUGAGGGUUCUUACUGAUUUUCCAAUUGACGUAAUCACUGAGCUCAGUACUGCAUCACCAGGAUCGAGAGCUCGCUACUUCCAAUCUAAGUACUCGCAGCCAUUUUUUACUCAAACCAAAGCUUGCUUCUUCAAACAGUAUGGGUCUAAAUGGAGAUAUCCUCAGUACAAUUCCAUCCGUUUUCUCAUGAAAAAUAUUGGCGUCAUGUCUGGUUUGGUUUCCUGGCAAAUAGGAAAGCAAAUGUAA